AUGAGGAGGGAAGAGGAGGAAGAGAGGACUAGGAUGAAGGCAAAGGGGGACUUAGAGAUGAAGGAGGAGGAGAUUAGUGAGACCGGAGAACUGGUUGACCCUUUGGUGAGUGCCACGCCCAGCCCUAUGCCCCACAAUAAGGGUACCCGGUUUUCUGAGGCCUGGGAGUAUUUCCACCUGGCUCCUGCUCGUGUGGGGCACCAUCCCAACCAGUAUGCCACCUGCCGUCUGUGUGGCAGACAAGUGAGCCGUGGCCCUGGGGUAAACGUGGGGACCACAGCCUUGUGGAAGCAUCUGAAGAGCAUGCACAGAGAGGAGCUGGAGAAGAGUGGUCAAGGUCAGGCAGAGCAGCGCCUGGACCCAAGGCCCCCAGGGUCCCUACUCCCCACGAGUAUUGAGGGUGACUGGGCCAAGAUCCUAGAGCAGGUGGGAACCCUGGCACUCUGGGCCAGCCAAAAGGAAAAGGAGAUCUUCAGGAGGGAGAGGGCAGUAGAGUGGUGGGAGAGGGCUGUGGAGAGGAGAGAGCAAGCCCUGGAGGAAGUGGAAAGGGCCAUCCUGGAGAUGAGGUGGAAGGUGAGGGUGGAGAAGGAAACCCCCCAGAGGCAGAGGGACCAGCCUUCUGCAGCGCAUCCCUUUCAUUUUGUCUAAGUCAGACCUGGGGGAGGAGCUCUAUUCAGAAAUCAGAGACUUCUGUCUCUUGGAAUCAGACUAUUAGAAUCAGAGCCAAAUGCUCUGUUGCUUCCUGCCUUAAUAUAGGGCUGACUAGUUUAGUGGGAUUAGGUUUUGAGAGAAAGCUUGAGCAUCAGGAUGGGUUUAUUUCAUCAG
Sorex fumeus (smoky shrew) is the source of this 825-nucleotide messenger RNA. RefSeq names its product zinc finger BED-type containing 2 (gene ZBED2). Gene Ontology annotation, molecular function: DNA binding. The record is from RefSeq and is a predicted model, not a curated record. Bases 1 to 648 code for a protein of 215 amino acids. Lineage: Eukaryota; Metazoa; Chordata; Mammalia; Eulipotyphla; Soricidae. The transcript has a single exon.